Messenger RNA from Cladocopium goreaui, 681 nucleotides. The record is from the annotation of a GenBank genome assembly. Lineage: Eukaryota; Dinophyceae; Suessiales; Symbiodiniaceae.
AUGGGAGCUGUGACUGCCUUCCGCAGCUGCGAGGCCGCUGGUGCGCCGGCGAGAGCGUGUCAACAAGGAGUUUAUUUGAUGAGGCGAGAGUUGUUGAGAUGGGCCAAAGCGCCCUGGCGAAGUCCGACGGCGAAGGAACGGGUGAGGCAUUUGGAUGAAGCCCGAGGCGUGGCGCUCUGUGCGGAUCUCUGGGAGAUGCACCGGCCCGGGCGUGUCUCCGAUCCCGGCCUUUCCUUGGCUCUAGACCGAAGGCUACGCCAGCCCGCACGGCAAGCACUAGGACGUCUGGAUGGUGGGAGAGCUGAGUUAUCCAGGGCCUCCCAAGCCUUAGCCGCCGUGGCGGCGGUGGACUCGGCUCCGGGCCGGGAGAUCUGCGAGGAACUCAUCGCGGGGACGGAGGAAUGUAGGGCUUCUGACCCUUGGGCGGAUCGGGGACGCAGCGGCUUGCACCGUGGCAUUGGGCUGUCUGUCGGCGGCCCAGAGAAGCAAGUGCCAAAGGCGCCAGCGUCUGCCUUGGUGCCCAUUUGGUUGGAGGGCUGCUUGGUGGGCAAGGAUUCCUGGCAUCAACCCCAGGUGACCAUCUCUGGAGAAUUGGAGGCGCGUGGCAUUCCCACCUCACUGCGGCAGGCGGCCGAGGACUUUGCCAAGGCGCCAAGGACACCAGAGGCACCCUCCGAAUGA